This is a messenger RNA of Cladophialophora immunda, 1447 nucleotides long. Its product is annotated as N-acetylglucosamine-6-phosphate deacetylase. The record is from RefSeq and is a predicted model, not a curated record. Bases 108 to 1304 code for a protein of 398 amino acids. Gene Ontology annotation, molecular function: N-acetylglucosamine-6-phosphate deacetylase activity. Gene Ontology annotation, biological process: N-acetylglucosamine catabolic process. NCBI's taxonomy places the organism in Eukaryota, Fungi, Ascomycota, Eurotiomycetes, Chaetothyriales, Herpotrichiellaceae. The transcript has 2 exons.
UGAAAACUUCCAGCACCCUUAGCUCUCUCCUUUCGAGUUUUGCUCCUGUUGUCGAUCCAGUCCAUCCCGUCUCCCCAUUGCCGAAGCCUCCGCCUGCGGCGGCUACGAUGGAUCGGUCAUUGAAAUGUUUCACUAACUGCCUGCUCUGCAUCUCGGGAGAAUUAGUGGCCCAAGAUCUUUAUUUUAGCACCGAUCAAGGCACCAUCACGCCCAACUACUACUUUCGACAAGAAGGCGUCGAGAGAGUAGACUUGGGUGGCAGAAUCAUUGCCCCAGGGUUUUUGGACUUGCAGACCAACGGCAUGAGCGGUGUCCAUUUCACGCAGUUGGCCCUUGGUGGUGCUCCGGAGGUCGACGAGCACAAGUUAGAAGAUGUUAGUAGGAUGGAAAUCUGCCAUGGAGUGACAGGCUGGUGGGCAACUGUCCCUACGGUGGACAAGGACCGGUGGAAGCAGAUAGUACCGCUGUUGAAACCACGAGCAUUUGACUCCGGUGCUGAUUUGCUGGGUGCACACGUCGAGGGGCCGUAUCUCAACGCCUCGAAGAAAGGAGCACACAAUGUCGCCUACCUCCAAGAGCCAGCGAAUGUCUCCCUAUCUGACUUGUACGGCGAUAGCAAUCUCAAGGAUGCAAUCAAGUUGAUCACAUUGGCUCCAGAACUGGCCGGAUCGACUGCACUCGUGGGCCAGCUGCAAGAAGAAUACCCUCACGUUGUCAUCUCUCUAGGGCAUUCGGCCGCCACUUACGAGGAGGGUCUUGCGGCUCUGCAAUUGGGGGCCCGAGCGUUGACACACGUCUUUAAUGCAAUGCUGCCUCUUCAUCAUCGCAAUCCUGGGCUCGCCGGGUUGAUGGGGACUGGCAAGUGCUAUUACUCGAUCAUUCCAGAUGGAAUCCAUCUGCACCCUUCCGUGGUAACCCUUUGCCUGCGGACUGAUCCGAGGAAAUGCAUCUUUAUCACGGACAGCAUCGAACUCGCCGGGCUCCCAGAUGGCGUGCACGGCGGACACGGGCAGAUUGCACAGCGACAGCUUAAGCAAGGCAACAAAGUAACGAUCGAAGGCACGGAUACGUUGAUUGGCAGUUGUUGUACGCUGGACGAGUGCGUACGGAAUGCUGUGGCAUUUACCGGGUGCAAUCUCGCCGAGGCCGUGCAGUGUGUCACUGAAAACGUUGCAGAUAUGAUGGGCGAGAGCAAGAGAGGGAGGCUCGAACCGGGUCGACGCGCCGACUUUGCAAUUCUAGACGAAGAAGGUAAUGUCUUGGAGACGUGGAUCGGGGGAAGCAAGGUAUGGGCAAGGUCGUGAUGGAGGUUUUGAACCAAAGCCUGGUGUUAGGUAUCAAAAUUAGUCGAUAGAGGGCAACCAAGGGACGAGCAGACGAUGAUGAACACCGUGUGGCGUAAGGGAUGCAGAUCGAGAUAGACUCAAAGUCAGACACAUGUGAGCUG